UCUCUUAUCAGCAUUUCCUCCUUCUGCCCUUCGCCCUCUCAAAAGCUCUUCUAUUUCCUCUGUUUCCCUUUCGUUCUCCAUAAAAAAAACAAAGACCCACCACCUAGGCACCCACCUAGGCUUCGGCUAGAGCUGGCUAACUCUCAGGAAGAUCCGGAAGAAAGUGAUUUUUCUAGUAAUCAAAGGGUGGUUCUCGCCCUCUAUGACGCCCUGAGCACCCGCGACGUGGCCACCGUGCACCAGAUCGUCGCCGCCGACCUCGAGUGGUGGUUCCAUGGUCCGCCAUCUCAUCAGUUCUUGAUGCGCCUUCUCACCGGCACUGCCACAGCCUCUGCCUCGUCCUUUAGCUUCAUCCCCCAGUCCAUAACCUCCUUCGGGCCCACCGUCCUCGUCGAGGGCUGCGAUCGCGCCUGCUCCAUUUCCUGGGUCCACGCCUGGACGGUCUCUGAUGGGGUAAUUACUCAGCUCAGGGAGUACUUCAACACGUCCCUCACCGUCACCCGCCUCGGCAACUCCAACCCAUCUUCACCCUCGUCGUCGGAUUACGAGUCCACCUCGUCAGCAUCGUCAUCGAAGGCUGAGAUCACGCCACUCCAUUGCCCAUCCCUUUGGGAGAGCAGCGUCUCCAGUUGGGUCGGAAAGUCUCUUCCGGGUCUGGUCCUGGCAAUAUAAUCGAUCCGCUACAGCCGUUAGUACUAUUAUCAAGUGCUACGAUAAAUAAAAGGGUGUAAUGGGCUGAGCUGGAGUCCCAGAAUUUACAUCAAGUCAGAUAGAUGUGAUUUAGCACAUCAUAAGGUCGUGUUUGGUUUUGGGUUUGUUUCUUUGUUUGGCAUCUCUGUGUUUUGCGUGGUCUUGUCUUUGGUGUCUCCGUGUGUGUGCUGGAGUCGGGUCGGGUUGGUGCAACCAUGACGGUGGAAUAUUCCUAUUGGUCAUCGUAUCCCGUUGUAAUCGUAGUCCCGUGUUUGGAUUGUGCAAUAAAAUUAAAGAUAAUAGCCUGUGAUUGUCAUAA
Molecule: messenger RNA, 1009 nt
Organism: Alnus glutinosa
Lineage: Eukaryota; Viridiplantae; Streptophyta; Magnoliopsida; Fagales; Betulaceae
Product: wound-induced protein 1
Exons: 1
Coding region: 301-672 (123 amino acids)
Source: RefSeq, a predicted model, not a curated record